UAGAUAGCGCCAUAUAAAGAAUAUGAGAAGCAUGUAUUUGAGAAGAUGUCGAAACGUCGUAAGAUGCCGCGGUUUUGCAAUAUUCAGAAAGAGUUACAGCACCGGCAGCACUGCUCCCGCAUACACAAGCGAUUUGCCGACCCACGCCAAGGUUGUGAUAUGUGGUGGUGGAGUAAUGGGAACAUCGGUUGCUUUUCAACUGGCCAAGCUCGGUUUGACAGAUGUUGUCCUUUUGGAAAAGGGGAGACUAUCGUGUGGAGUGACGUGGAUGGCCUCUGGCAUAGUAGGGUGUCUCCGCAGAGCAGCAGAAAGACAACUGUGUCAGAUAAGUGUAGACCUAUACAGGUCCCUGCAGGACGAAGGUCAUGAUAUCGGCUGGAUGCAGUCAGGCAGCAUUAACUUGGCCAGGACAGAAAACCGCAUGGUGUCACUCCGACGUCUAGUGGCUCAAGCCAAGGUGCAAAAGUUGAACUGUGAUUUUAUCACGACUGAUGAAGUCAAGACCAUGGUACCACUGAUGAAAGUCAAUGAUCUAAAGGGUGCUGCGUUAGUUCCCGGUGAUGGCGUUGUGAAUCCUAUUAAACUCUGCCACACGAUGGCGACACUAGCUGCUGAGAAAGGUGUGACCAUCAUAGAGAAAGUGAAAGUGGAGGAGGUUCUAACAGAGUCGAAGCGAGUGAAAGGCGUGCGCACAAGCAAGGGCGUCAUCAACUGUGAAUUCUUUGUCAACUGUGCUGGUCAGUGGGCCAGAGACCUGGGUUUAAAGAGCAAGGAUUCUGUGAGAGUACCAGUGCAUUCCGUGGAGCACGCAGCCGUGACUACCAAGCCUAUCCCUGGCAUGGAUACCGUGUCUGCUGUGAUCAGGGAUUACGACGGAGGGAUUCAGUUUCAGCCGCUCGCAGGAGGCGGUCUGCUCAUCAAGGGUUACGAAUCCAACGCGCGGCCUGUGUUUACCGAGGGCAUUCCAGAGGACUUUGAAUUCCGGGUUCUCCCGGAAGACUGGGAGGGCUGCGGUUACCUGCUUCGGAGGCUUCGAUACAGGUUUCCGAACAGCGACCCGCAGCCUGCGCUGCACAUGGUGAACGGACCCGAGUCGUUCACGCCCGACGGCACGUGGAUACUCGGCGAAGCACCCGAGGUGGACAACUACUACGUGGCAGCUGGAUUCUGUGAUAUGGGUGUGGCAGCGGCGGGUGGGGUUGGCCGCGCCCUGGCCGAGCGAAUCCUUGGCAUUGAGGGACGGCUCAUGACCGACCUGUGGGCACUGGAGAUCCAGCGAUUCUUCGAGGGACACAACAUCAAGGCGUUUCUGAAGGACAGGAUUCCUGAGAUUGUUGGCCGACACUACAAGAUCACGUACCCGUACAACGAGUAUGAGACCGGUCGCGGGGUGAGGACCUCUCCGCUCUACCCGAUACUGUACAAGAACGGUGGCAUGUUUUCGACGAAGAUGGGUUACGAGCGCCCCUUAUGGUUCAGUGACGAUGAAGGUAAGAGGAGCGCGACCAUCGCGGCGCGGCACUUCUCACCGUUCUCCUCCAUGCGCCCACGAGCUGCAGUCGUUCUCGGUAGCCGCCGUGGUGAUAAGCAGACCCCUGUGACGAUGGUGCCCACCGCGCACGUCCACGUCGUUAGCACACAGACUCACCACAGUUUCGACUUGGCAAGAGACGACAUGUCGACGACACAGACACCCUCGCGACAAGCUGCAUAUUCCACCGAUACGUCGUCAAACCACGCUGGCUUACCAAACGUCUCCUGUAUUGCGAUGCACGUGUACCACGCGCUGAUGUCAACAGGGCGCGAUUACGGCAUGAUCAACGCUGGCUACCAAGCAAUCAGGUUCCUGCGCAUUGAGAAGUUCCACGUGUCAUGGGGCGAAGAUUUCGACCGGUGGACCACACCCAUCGAAUGUGGCACGGCGUUCAGGGUCAAAUUCCAGUCUAAGGGAGCAGAGGUCGUGAACCUGCUUCAGUACCUGUGUGCUAACGACGUGGACGUGCCGGUGGGCACCAUUGUUCACACGGGUCUGCUUAAUCACCAUGGCGGCUACGAGAACGACUGCAGCCUCGUGCGCAUGGAGGAGAACCGUUACUUCAUGGUGUCGCCGACGUCGCAGUACACGCACGCGUGGGAGUGGAUCACGCGACACCUGCCCGAAGACGGAUCUGUGCAGAUGAGCAACGUGUCGUCCAAAUACGUCGUCAUGAACCUCAUCGGACCGAAGUCGGUUGACGUCCUGCGACUUCUGAGCGACGCCAACGUUGACAACUUCCCGUACUUCACGAGUCAGUUGAUCAAUCUUGGCCAGAGCGGUGGUGUGAAAGCCUUACACAUGACGCACUCUGGUGAACCAGGCUGGACUCUCUACGUUCCAACAGAGGACUCAUUGUCGAUGCGGCUAAGCAUUGAGAAGUUCCACGUUGCAUGGUGCGCGAUCUUCGACCGGUUGAGACCACAGCCCGAUCGAUGUGGCCACGGCGUUCAGGAGUCAAAUUCCAGCUCGACCGUCAUGACAGUUGACACUGACUCUGGCCUGGGGGGUAAGUACGUUGGCCUCACGCGCAGCACUUGCUACGGUUUCACGCUGAAACGCACGGUCUGCAUUGGCGCCGUGCACGACUUCGACCCGGACACACGCAACCGCCGAAUCUUCGACGUCGGUUUCAUCACGGAUCCCGCCGCAAAGUUCGAGGUGGAGAUUGCGGGGAAGAGGUUCCGCGCGUUCCCGCACGUUCACCCGCCGCGCGUUCCCGCGAUCGCGACGGAGCUGGGAACCAAGUACAAGUACAAGCCGACCGUCGUGACGACGUCGCGUACGUCGUCGCUGUAGACGCGAGCGAGUCGCUGUAGACAGGAGUGAGUCAGUGCAUUGAUUGAUGAGGAUGUCCAGGGGAGGAGGGAGGG
Molecule: messenger RNA, 2907 nt
Organism: Priapulus caudatus
Lineage: Eukaryota; Metazoa; Priapulida; Priapulimorpha; Priapulimorphida; Priapulidae
Product: pyruvate dehydrogenase phosphatase regulatory subunit, mitochondrial-like
Exons: 21
Coding region: 23-2833 (936 amino acids)
Cellular component (GO): cytoplasm; mitochondrial matrix; mitochondrion
Molecular function (GO): oxidoreductase activity; protein binding
Source: RefSeq, a predicted model, not a curated record